AUGGCGGAUAAAAUUCUAUUGACAUAUGUUAUUCUGGACAUACUCUUUGUAGGUUCAGGUGCAUUAUUGCUUGGGUUUGCCUUGAACACGAAGGCUGGUACUUCGCAGGCUCCUACUAUUGCUAGUGUAGCUACAGAUUUGUUGUUGAUGGGUACACCUUUGAAUGCCGCCAUUGGAAAUGCAAUCUUAAUCUUCUUCUCCUUCCUCCUCUCCAUUCCCGCCAUGCUCCUCAGCACCACUCGCGGCUGGCUCAAAGUUCAUGGCUUCAUGGUCGUUGUCUGUGGUCUCUUUACUCUCGUCAUCGGCCUCGAUAUUUGGUUCGGUACACUAGAAUCGAAAGAGUCUCUUCUCAGUACAUGGAAUGCCCAAUCUACGACGACCCAAAGUUUGUUGCAGGAACAAUUGAGCUGUUGUGGAUAUUUCAAUAGUACGAGUGCGCCACCUUUCGUAAUAGAUAGUACAUGUCCUAAUGCUAUCAUUGCGGCCACAAUGCCGGGAUGUUCAGCGGCCUUUGUCAAGUUGGAUGGAUUAUUCUUGGAUGUUAUCUUUACAGCGGCUUUUGGAAUCGUGGGCUUGGAUGUUGCGCUUAUUUUCGGUAUUGCAAUGCUUAAUAAGGAUCGUAAGGAGAGGGAAAGAUAUAGGUUUAUUGAUGAGAAGAAUGGGACAGGAUCUUUCUAA
Molecule: messenger RNA, 678 nt
Organism: Botrytis byssoidea
Lineage: Eukaryota; Fungi; Ascomycota; Leotiomycetes; Helotiales; Sclerotiniaceae
Exons: 2
Coding region: 1-678 (225 amino acids)
Cellular component (GO): membrane
Source: RefSeq, a predicted model, not a curated record